This is a messenger RNA of Thrips palmi, 1655 nucleotides long. RefSeq names its product UNC93-like protein MFSD11. Lineage: Eukaryota; Metazoa; Arthropoda; Insecta; Thysanoptera; Thripidae. The record is from RefSeq and is a predicted model, not a curated record. Bases 169 to 1518 code for a protein of 449 amino acids. The transcript is spliced from 8 exons.
CAGAAGGCGGCGGUCUGCAGGAGAGCAAAACAAAAUGACGGCGCGCGGAGGUCUCGGACGUGUUCUCUGUCUGUCGCUGCCGCUGUCGCUGUCAGUUGGCGGCCGAAGUUAAUCGAAGAUCGACUUGGACGCGAGCCCGCCUUGGCGCGCGCACACCCCGACGCAGCCAUGGACCGCGGCUUCCUCAACGUCAUCCUUCUGGGAUUCGGAUUCAUGUUCGUGUUCACGGCUUUCCAGACCAUGGGAAACAUCGAGCAAACCGUGCUGGACAGCAUCCACGCCGACGACCCCUCGUUCACCGGCAAGGGCUACACCAGCCUGGCCGUCAUCUACGCCGUGUUCGCCGUGUGCAACUGGGCAGCGCCCUCCAUCAUCUCCGUCAUCGGGCCGCGCGCCGCCAUCUGCCUGGGCGCCGUCACCUACGGCUUCUUCAUCGCCACGUUCCUGUACCCGUCGACAUGGCUGCUGUACGCCAGCUCGGCCGUCAUCGGCUUCGGCGCGGCCGUCAUCUGGACCGGCCAGGGCAGCUACCUCACGCUCAACUCCACCAAGGAGACCAUCUCGAGGAACUCGGGCGUGUUCUGGGCCAUGCUGCAGUGCAGCAUGUUCUUCGGCAACAUCUUCGUCACCUUCAUGUUCCAGGGGAAGACCCACAUUGACGAGCCCACCAGGAGACUCGUGUUCUCAGUUCUUCUAGGAGUGGCAGCGCUCGGCUUCGUUUUCGUCCUGCUGCUUCGGCCCGCAGUCCAGACUGUGGAAAUGGAGAAGAGGGACAAAUCCACGACCGGACCCAUGUACGCGCUCAAGCGAGCAGGUCACCUUAGUCUCACCAAGAACAUGGCCUUGCUCAGCGUCACCUUUUUCUACACUGGUUUGGAGUUGUCUUUCUUCAGUGGUGUGUACAGCCCAAGCAUUGGAUUUACAAAGCAGAUGGGGGAAAACGCUAAGCAGUUGGUUGGACUCUCAGGCAUUUUCAUUGGUCUUGGAGAAGUAAUUGGUGGCGCUUUAUUUGGUCUUCUGGGACGACGUACUACCCGCUCAGGUCGAGAUCCCAUUGUCAUCAUGGGUUUCCUCAUCCAUGCUGCUAGCUUUUUCCUCAUCUUUUUGAACCUCCCUAAUAACGCCAACUUAGGGGACACAUCAGAUGAUGCCUAUAUCACAUCUAAUCAAUAUGUGGCUCUGCUGUGCAGCUUUCUGUUAGGCUUUGGCGAUAGCUGUUUCAACACUCAGAUUUUCUCCAUCCUUGGUGGACUCUAUCCCGAAGACAGUGCACCCGUAUUUGCACUGUUCAAGUUUACUCAGUCCGUAUCUGCCGCCAUCAGCUUCUUCUACAGUACAUUACUAGGGUUGUAUGUUCAACUUGGUAUUUUAGUUGUUAGUGGAACAGUUGGAACAGUUACUUUCUGCCUUGUUGAGUGGUCUGAGCGUUACAACAAGAAAUCUGAGUCUCCUAUCAACAGCGAGAGCAGUGAUCCAGACAAUAUUUCUCCCAGAACUCCUGCUCUCCCUCAUGACUAGGACAAACGUAUAUUCUGAAAAUUUCAUUCCAUUCUGAAAAUUUCAUUCCAUUUAGAUUAAGUUCCCAGUGUAGCCAAGUGACUUCCUGUAGAAAAAACAGAAGUUUUUUUUUUUACAUAUAGAGUUUACUUCCUGAA